AUGGUUAGAGAGACAGAGAGAGAACCCUGGAGGCCAGCCCCAAGCCAGCCCCAAGCCAUCCCCAAGCCAUCCCCAAGCCAGCCCCAAGCCAGCCCCAAGCCAGCCCCAAGCCAGCCCCAAGCCAGCCCCAAGCCAUCCCCAAGCCAUCCCCAAGCCAUCCCCAAGCCAUCCCCAAGCCAUCCCCAAGCCAUCCCCAAGCCAUCCCCAAGCCAUCCCCAAGCCAUCCCCAAGCCAUCCCCAAGCCACAUCCCCAAGCCAUCCCCAAGCCAUCCCCAAGCCAUCCCCAAGCCAUCCCCAAGCCAUCCCCAAGCCAUCCCCAAGCCAUCCCCAAGCCAUCCCCAAGCCAUCCCCAAGCCAUCCCCAAGCCAUCCCCAAGCCAUCCCCAAGCCAUCCCCAAGCCAUCCCAAGCCAUCCCCAAGCCAUCCCCAAGCCAUCCCCAAGCCAUCCCCAAGCCAUCCCCAAGCCAUCCCCAAGCCAUCCCCAAGCCAUCCCCAAGCCAUCCCCAAGCCAUCCCCAAGCCAUCCCCAAGCCAUCCCCAAGCCAUCCCCAAGCCAUCCCCAAGCCAUCCCCAAGCCAUCCCCAAGCCAUCCCCAAGCCAUCCCCAAGCCAUCCCCAAGCCAUCCCCAAGCCAUCCCCAAGCCAUCCCCAAGCCAUCCCCAAGCCAUCCCCAAGCCAUCCCCCAUCCCAAGCCAUCCCCAAGCCAUCCCCAAGCCAGCCCCAAGCCAGCCCCUGGACAUCAGAUAA
Molecule: messenger RNA, 744 nt
Organism: Knipowitschia caucasica
Lineage: Eukaryota; Metazoa; Chordata; Actinopteri; Gobiiformes; Gobiidae
Source: the annotation of a GenBank genome assembly